GCCACAACAAGGAAGUGAAGCCGUUAACUGACGUUUGUUACCGUAGACGUUAACGUUAUACAUAGAUAUGUCCAUUGAAUAGCCACACCGACGAUACGAAACAAAGACGUGAAAAUGACUACACGAAAACGACGCGGCAAAGAUUUACACACAACACAAACUAGCGCUGCUGGUGGUUUGAAGGACAAUUCACAGAAGAAAAUGCAGCACUUCCACUUGGACCUGUGGUUCUGUCUGACUGUGCAGAACUGGAUCCUGGACUUUGGGAGGCCUAUUGCAAUGAUUAUCCUUCCUCUGGAGUGGUUUCCUCUCAACAAACCCAGUGCUGGAGACUAUUUCCACAUGGCAUACAAUGUCAUUACACCUUUCCUAAUGCUCAAGCUGAUGGAGCGCAGUCCCAGGGCGCUGCCUCGCUCAGCCGUCUACCUCUGCAUCAUCACGUUCGUCAUGGGAGCCAGCAUCCACCUGGUGGGGGACUCCAUCAACCACCGGCUCAUCCUGAGCGGCUACCAGCUCCACCUGUCAGUCCGAGAGAACCCCAUCUUCAAAGACCUCAAGCCUGCCUCACUGAUUGACUCCUUUGAGCUGCUGUAUUAUUAUGACGAACAGCUGGGACACUUAAUGUGGUAUAUUCCUUUCUUCAUCAUUCUGUUCAUCUACUUCACCGGCUGCUUCACAAAGGCCAAAGAACAGAAGAAGAUUCCUGUCUCUGGUUGGCUGUUGCUGGGACCCAGCGCCCUCUACUAUUGGUACUUGGUCACAGAGGGACAGAUCACUGAACUUUUCCUGAUCACCUUCCUUGCCAUGGUUGCCAUGGUGAUAUAUCAACAGCGUAAAGGGCUCAGCGCAGACAGCAACGGCCUGUUCCUGUUCUGUAGUUUCAGUGGUACUGUGCUACUGGUGGCACUGUGGGUGGCCUAUCUGUGGAAUGACCCGGUGCUACGCAAGAAGUACCCUGGGCUCAUUUACGUGCCAGAACCCUGGUCCUACUACACAUUACACAUUACACCUAAAGAGCCACUGAAUAACAUCCGACCAGAUUUCUGAGAUGCAGAUUUCUGAGAUUGUGGCAGCACUCAGGAUGACGUCAAUACUGAUGAUGUGAUAAUGUGCAACAACCUCACUGCUAAACACAAGGUCCUGCUGCCUUCAGCCAUAAAUUCGAAAGGGGAUUUGUGUCCUUUUUUUGGUGAAAUGUUACUUUAUAUGUCUGACUUGAGAUCUGAGACUGAUGUAUUAGGCCAGUACUGCAUGUCACAUAUAGCAGGAAUAACUGAGCCUUUUCUCAGAAAUGUUUUUUUAAAUCUAAUGUUAAAACGUGUGUUUUGCCCAAUGGGAAUUUGUUUUAUUUAUUUGUUGUUUUUUUUUAUUGAAGGUGAAACCAGGGCAGGGAUUAACCUGCUGAAAAACAAAAGGGCGGGCUGUGGUCCUCUUUUUAAACCCCCCAAACAUUUCCCCAUGUGAGUGUAAUGUCAAAGAAAUUUUAAAAGAUAUUAAAUGUAGAUGUUGGCACAGGACCCCUGUGUAAGAUGGGGCUUCAAGAUUGGGUAAAAAUGCAGGAACCAUUUUAGGGCCCUUUAACAUUUGAGUUGUGCUUUAGUGGUGCAUCGGUUUAUUGAUACCAGAAAUGUAAACUUUGAUACAAUACUAGUAGUAAAAACCAAUACUCUAUACCGUAUUUUGAUACCCCGGCUAGAAAAAGUCCUAGCCACACAAAAUAAGAUUAUUUUUUAUUAUUAUUCUUUUUUUAAAUGAACCACAGUACAUGUGGUAUUGAAAAAGUAUUGAAGUAUCGAUACUUUGGACAACCUUAGUGACUAUUACAAAUAAUUAACACAAAGUAAUUGCCACUCAGACAACCUGGAACCUGUGGGUCUCCUGAGAACGGCAUCAACUGUUCUCACCGUUAGUAAAUAUUAGUUAGACCAAGUUGAGCUUUUACGAACAAACUGAAGGUGAAUAUACUGUAUGUACGGUAUAUUCACUGAAAAAUCAAAUCAUCAAAAAAGACGAAAUGCUGUGAGGUUGAUCUCUAACAGUUCAGAAGAAGAAUGUGUUGUUUGUUCAGUAAAUUGUCUGCCAGUCACAGCUUUUUCUGCCUGACUUCCAAAAAGAAAAGAAGACAAUGGGAGUCAUUUCUAAUCCUGACUGUCUAAACACAGUGGUGUAAAAUAAUAUAUAUAAUAUAUUCAACAUAGCACUUUCCAAGCGAGAUGCACAAACUUCAAUAACAAGAUAUAGAUAUGGACUACCAUUAGAAGAACAAUGGCUUCAAAGUAGCAAAAACAACAAUUUAGAUACAAAAAAAUAAAAUCAAUAUAAGUUCAGUAAAAAAGAUAAAACAGCCAAAGACAAGAUAAAAGAGAACGUAACAAAAGUCUGAUGGUAGCAUCACUGAGCAGUAUUAUAUAAACAACAGGGUCUGUUGGUCAGUUAAAUGUGUUUUGAAGGAGGAUUUAAAAACAGAAACUCUGGAAUGGAGGAAUGUUUCUGAACUUUUGUAUUUUGUUUUUUUAAGAAAACCUUUUCUCAGGUAUGAAAUGUUUCACAGUUUUUGGUUUUUGAUUAUACAUUUUGGUGAAAUGUUUAAUUGCCAUGCUAAUUUAGACAUGGAAGCUGUUGUAGUGUAGAUAGAUAGAUAAAGAUAGAUAAAAUAGAGCUGGGCACCAAACAGCAGAAUAAUCAGAAGAUGAUUUAUCAGAAGAUCAGGGGGGAGGAUGAGAGAGAACAUAACCCUGAGGCAGGUGACGCAAGAGAAUAGGAAAUGCCUGGACAGUGUCAGAGACUUAUCUUAGGUUUUGGUUGGUCCAACCUCCAACAAUGUUGUAUCCGAGCAGGCCAGAGAGGCAGUUUAAAACGCUUCAACCAAACUGACUCCAAGGAUCAGCUUAUUUCCAGCAGUGCCUUGUUGUCCAGGAACGUUCAGUAAAUCCAGCCAGUUCUUUGAGCAACUCCCACUCUCAUUACCUUUAUAUAUGUCACUUGUGAAAUAUGCCCAGAAACAGCAUAAUAAGCAUAUACUUCACAAUUAUGUCCUCCUUCUAGCUUCUUCCACUCCUCUGUCAUGCUGCCUUUGUUAGUUUUUUUUUUAUUAUUCCUCUUCUCCUGCUCACAGGUGUGUCUGAUUGAUCUUCUCCCUUCCCCCACUUUCCUCUCUUGUCCAAGUAGAAAAGGGUUAUUUCCUUUUUUUCCUUUCUGCUACACUGAGCUAUUAUAUUUCCACAUGUGGUCUUUAUAACCUAACCCUAUUGAGAACAUACACUCUUUGACAACAUGCUUUGUUGCAUGUGGCUCAGUAAUGUAGAGUAUAAGAGACAUCACAUAAAAAGAAGUUCAUUUUACAUAUGCUUUUACAUUAUUCAUAAGGUCAAAGAAACAAGAGCAGAUGACAUACAAAUGAAUUUGAUAAAUUCAAGUGUAGUUCAAGAGGCUCUCUGCUAUUGAUCGCAGGAACUGUACAGGAGAGGACAAUUUUGAUUAAUUGUUUUUAGUAAAUGAUCAAAUACAGAUAUUUCUGUCCUGAGUUUCCAUCUUGAGCCCAUAACACUGGUUUUAGAGCGGGACACAAAUACUGUAGCUGCUGUUACUAUGGUCGUAAUUGACCUAUUCAAAGCAUCUGAUACUGUAGACUGUUGCCUGGCUACAUUAUAUUGGAUUUGAUAUUCAUGUAUGUAAUUGGCUAAGAAACUAUGAGAGAGACAACAAUCUGAUAAAUUGGAAAGCCAUCAUAUUCGUAACGAGGUGUUCUACAGGGUUAAAUCUUAGGUCCAGUUCUUUUCACUAUUUAUCAUCAACAAUAUUGUUUGUCUUUGGCAAAUAGUCAUGGCCACCUGUACGCUGAUGACACAGUGUUGUAUUAUGUUGCUGAUUCUGUACAUCUAACGGUCAUUAACUUACAGUGUUCCUUUAACAUUCUGCAAGAUGCUCUUUAACUAAAACUAAUUUCAUGCAGUUUUCCAGAACAGUUUUUCUUGGAUUACAGUGAUGUGAUUUAUAGGCACGCAUCCUCUUCAACUCAUUUAUUAUCGGUAAUGUCUGUGGUACAAGUCAUUCUAUUUGAUAUGAUGUGGUUAGGUGGUCUUCUUUCCAUGAGAGACGUGAUACUCUCUGGUAUUUUUUUUAUCUGUAUAGCUCUUAUUGGAAAAUUACCAUAUUACCAUUCAGAAUUGCUUUGUCACUCAGAUGGGCUUUAUCAGAACUGCUUUUAAUGCUUUUAAAUACAGCCCCUCCUCAAAUUAAUACAGUUAACCUUUGGGUGAUAUCACCUUUUCUCUGUUUUUAUAUCUCUGUUGUUUUUUUCUUUUUCUUUGCUUUUGUAAUUGACACUGUCAUAGUAAAACAAAGUUGCCCCUUAAUGGGCGGCACCAUGGUGUACCUUCAUCACAGCAAGAAUGUUCUGAGUUCAAACCUUAUUUAUACUGUCAAUGGUUCAAACCCACUGGCCAGCUGGGGACUUUCAGUUUGAAUGUUCUCCCCUCGUCUGCCUGGGUUCCCUCCGGGUGUUUUAACUUCCUGCCAAAGUCCAAAGACAUUCAAGUUAGUUGGCAACGCUAGAUUUGCCAUAGGCGUGAAUGUGAGCGGGAAGGGUUGCUUGUCACUAUGUGUCAGUCCUGUGAGGAACUGGAAAAGCGGUUAUAGAUAAUGGAUGGCAAUGAUCUCUCGAGUUACUUUGCUGAUUUUUUUUUUUUAAAUGUUGAGUAGCCAUCUUUGUCUUUGCAGUUAUUGUUAUUAAUGUAAAAUUGUGAUUGUUUUGUGUAUUUACAGUAUUAUUCUUGCUUGUAAAAAAACUGUUCUGUUACUGGUUAGAUUUUACUAUGUUUAUCUUCAAUAAAAUGUUGAAAUUUACCUUCUA
Morone saxatilis (striped sea-bass) is the source of this 4852-nucleotide messenger RNA. It is a transcript of the gene cln6a, whose product is annotated as CLN6 transmembrane ER protein a. NCBI's taxonomy places the organism in Eukaryota, Metazoa, Chordata, Actinopteri, Moronidae. Bases 115 to 1047 code for a protein of 310 amino acids. The transcript is spliced from 8 exons. The record is from RefSeq and is a predicted model, not a curated record.